Messenger RNA from Papaver somniferum (opium poppy), 882 nucleotides. Its product is annotated as dnaJ homolog subfamily B member 5-like. Lineage: Eukaryota; Viridiplantae; Streptophyta; Magnoliopsida; Ranunculales; Papaveraceae. Gene Ontology annotation, molecular function: protein-folding chaperone binding; protein folding chaperone. The transcript is spliced from 5 exons. The record is from RefSeq and is a predicted model, not a curated record. Bases 349 to 669 code for a protein of 106 amino acids. Gene Ontology annotation, cellular component: nucleus; cytoplasm.
UUGUCACCCAGAUUUUUCCUUGUGCAUUAUCGGCACUAGUCUUAAAGGAUGGCUUGCCUCGGUUUGUUCCGCAAAGUAUGAAAAUUGGUCUAGAGACUCUAGACUAAAGCUUCAUUUGUUGAGAAUGAGUCAACUCGUUAUAACUCCACGAGUCACAUACAUGAAACAACUCACAACGAUUCGCAACAGCGUGUCUCAUCGGUGAUGAUGGUCGUGGGCCUCGUGGCAGUUUACAAACCCUGGAAAAACUUCAAACUUUUUCAUAAAUACAACGAAAAACAAGAAGAAGAAGAAAGUUUAGAAUCAGAAAAAGAAAUCCUGUAGAUUUGAUUGGAAAGACAUGCAACUAUGCAAGGCGAUGAAGCUAGAGCGUUGCUAGGAUUAUCAUCCACUUCUCAUCUGACCCCAUCUCAGGUUAAAGCAGCCUAUAAAAGAAAAGCAUGGGAAUCUCACCCUGACCGUUUUCCUGCAAAUGAAAAGUUCAGUGCAGAGACUAAGUUUAAAUUGAUUUCGGAAGCAUACUCAUGCCUAAAAUUAGGUAUAGGACAAGGGGGAACAAACUCAGGGCUUAGAAACGGCAGGAGAAGGCAACCCCAUCUUACAAUCCUUUCCUUCCAUGAUGGCAUGCUGGAUUUUUUUAUGUUUAUAGCUUGUAUUUGUCUUAAUUAGCUAGGGAACAUCCGCUUGAAACUCUAUAUGAUGAUCAUAUCAGUAAUGUUCUAAUAGUGUUAUAACUAGGUUAAAAUGUUUGAUGCUUUCCAUCCUAUAUUUCGAUAAAAACUAGCGGGGUAUUUUGCAUUACCUCUCCUCGCAGGAUUGUUAAUAUCGUUAAUUUGUAUUACCUCCCUACAAAGAUUAAAUUAACAAAACUUCCUUUCGUCA